This is a messenger RNA of Pantherophis guttatus, 3071 nucleotides long. It is a transcript of the gene WDR83, whose product is annotated as WD repeat domain 83. Gene Ontology annotation, biological process: mRNA splicing, via spliceosome. Gene Ontology annotation, molecular function: protein binding. Lineage: Eukaryota; Metazoa; Chordata; Lepidosauria; Squamata; Colubridae. The record is from RefSeq and is a predicted model, not a curated record. Gene Ontology annotation, cellular component: catalytic step 2 spliceosome.
GGUAGGAGAGAGGUUUAAUUUCAAUAACUGGCCUCUUAUACAGAGACAGCAUUUGACCUUUGAAAGGAUCCCUGGUACAACCUACCCACCCACCCAACCUCUUCUUCUGCCUGAUAAAAACUCCAUUUGACUAUCCGGAGAUUCUCCCAUCUAGUAGCAUCAUCUACUACAGACCUGCAGAUCUGGGCUGCGAGAGUCCGACCCUCAUUUGAUGGAAACCCAAAGGUAAUGCAAUUCGGGAGGCAACAAGUACCCAGAAGCAACAUCACCUAAUGCAUCAGUCUGCCUUAGGCUAUUCCUGAUUCUAGAGAUUUUGCUGUGGAGGUUCAGUAUUAUGCAUGUGGAUUUAAUUUAGCAAUCAAGCUACAUCUAUGUGAUGGCCUUUCCAGAACCCAAAUCCAAGAAACCUGAGCUUCCCAAAAAAUUGCUUGGUAUAUUAGAAUGUAAACAAGGAGCUAUAAGAGCAGUGAGAUUCAAUGUGGAUGGAAAUUACUGUCUCACCUGUGGCAGUGACAAAUCACUCAAGCUUUGGAACCCACACAAAGGGACUCUCCUCAAGACAUAUUGUGGCCAUGGCUAUGAAGUCCUAGAUGCUGCAGGAUCAUUUGAUAACAGCCAACUUUGUUCAUGUGGAGCAGACAAAACAGUUGUGCUGUGGGAUGUUGCCACAGGCCAAGUGAUUCGCAAGUUCCGUGGCCAUGCAGGGAAGGUGAAUUGUGUCCAGUUCAAUGAGGAGGCCACUGUAAUUCUUUCAGGUUCCAUUGACUCCAGUGUCCGUUGCUGGGAUUGUCGUUCUCGCAGACCAGAUCCAAUCCAAAUCUUGGAUGAAGCCAAAGAUGGCAUCUCCAGUCUGAAAGUCUCAGACUAUGAAAUUCUUACAGGUUCUGUGGAUGGACGUGUCCGACGUUAUGACCUCCGUGCUGGAGAACUCUGCGCAGACUACAUUGGAAGUCCCAUUACCUGUGUAUGUUUCAGCAAGGAUGGGCAAUGUACACUGGCUGCUAGCUUGGAUUCUACACUGCGAUUGCUGGACAAGGAUACAGGCGAGCUACUAGGAGACUACACAGGCCACAAGAAUGUAACUUACAAGAUGGACUGCUGCCUGAGUGAAAGAGACACACAUAUUGGGAGCUGCUCAGAAGAUGGAAAAGUCUAUUUCUGGGAUCUGGUUGAGGGCUCCCUUGUUCUGGCCUUGCCAGUGUGCAAUACUGCUGUCCAGUCACUGUCCUUCCACCCAGUUGAAACCUGCCUACUCACUGCUGCAGGGGGUCUUGUUCAGUGUUGGAGGGAAGAAUCUUACACAGCUGAGGAAGGUGUGCCUGCAUGACUAACAUUGCCUUUGUGACUGCGUUGAGCAAGACUGAAGAUACAGGAUGAUGGAUCUCUCUAGUGCAUUUCUCUUACAGUUCUAUGAGUACAGUUGUAUGUACUUUGCUUUCAGGAGGAAGGAUGGAGCAUAAUUUGAACUCUGCUUCUUCUGUAGAGCCAGCCUGACUGAAAGCUGCCCUUGACCUUUCAGGGCUCAAAAGUUUCCUUGCUUUAAGUGACAGUAUUUUUAAAUUCAGCCUAUGUAUUACAGACAGUCAAGUAAAAAGUUCAUUUUUAAAAAUUGGGUGUUUCUGGAUUAGAAAGAAAUAGAGUUUAAAUGGUACGUGGACAUUGUUUUAUUGUAAGUUUUUGCGGCUCAGAUGCUUAAACUUCAUAAACACUAGCCCUGAUCUUCACUUGGACAAAUACAUUAAUUGAAAUUGUCACUGCAAAAAAAUAAAGUAAUCUUGAGAAGAAAAUAUAAGUUUUUUACUCUUAGCUGUUCACCUGUUUAAAAUAACAGGAAAAAUAUUUUGAUUGCUGAUGUUCAGAAGUGCUCAGACCUUGUUGGUCACAUCUGCUUGGUUAGUGAACUACUACAUGCAUGUCUUUAAUUUUACAUCUGAAUAGAAAAAAUGCCGCAAUGUUACAGAUUGUUAAUGACAGUUAUUGAAGAAAAUGUUUUUAGAUUUAGAUUUAGAUUUAGAUUUUAUUGAACUUCUAUACCGCCCUUCUCCCAAAGGACUCAGGGCGGUGUACAGCCAUAUUAAAACACAUAUAAACCACAAAAUUUAAGAACAAUUUAAAAACAAAUAUAUAAAAUUUGGCCCACAAAAUUAAAAACUAACAAACACCCAAUUUAAAAAUUCCUAUUAGGCCUGCCCGGCUUGUUGGAAUAAAAGUCUUCAGGGCACGGCGAAAGGUACGCAGGUCAGGGAUCAUACGAACCUCUAGGGGCAGCUCAUUCCAGAGGGCUCAUUCCAGAGGGCUAGUGCCCCCACAGAGAAGGCUCUCCCCCUUUUAAAAGGCUGUUGUCCAGGAAAAUUUAAAUGUUAACUUGAACUUUUCUAGGGAGCUCAUCCUCCUUCGAUAUAAAUAUAGUAUUUUUUAAAUUGGAUGCUUAUGAGUUCAAAAUUAAAAAGGUUACGUAUAUACUCUGCGUCAGUGUGGAAUUCAGGCUGAACCCCGGAAAUGGAAGAGAAUAGUAUGAACAGAUCAAGUUACUAUUUUCUCGGGAGUGUAUUUACUACCCUUGAAUUCAAACAACUGAAGCCAGAAUUGUAUAGGUGCUAAAUAAAUUAAAAUUCUCCUCCCAGAAUUACUACAUUUUAAGACUUGCACCAGUUAUGUAUAAAUAAGUGGAAACAUAUUUUUUUUUAUUGUGGGAAUGUAUCACAUAGCAUCUAGAAGUAUCUCCUAUGUUUUAGAAGUCCACUCAGUUGCUUAAUUCUAUUGUUACAUAUUCAAUGAGAAGACAGAUCUCUUUCCCUAAGUAUUUUAAGUCAUUAAAAUAGAUUGAAUCGGUUUUUUCUUUUGUUGUUCAGAUCCAAGAUGCUUUUCUAUAGAAAUAAAAAUGAAAUUAUAAGAAAUAGAUGUGUUCUUAUUGAAGUGUUCAAAUCUCAUAUUCAUGCCACUCACUGUUGCUCGAAAAGUAAUUAGAAAAAACUGAUUUUAAAGAAACCAGCCCAGCAACUUAAGAUCAAUAAAAUAUUUCUGUUUCAGUUAUUGUGGUUGCUGUAAUAAAAAAGACUUCAAGAAUCAAA